AUGAAGGUUCCGGUGAAAAAGAAGGAUCGAGGGUCUGUGACUAUUCCGUGUACCAUUGGAGAUAGAUCCUUCAAGAAAGCUCUAAUUGAUUUGGGAGCGAGUGUAAGUCUUAUGCCGCUAUCCAUCUAUAAGAGAUUGGGGAUAGGUAAAGUUCAAGAUACAAGAAUGACACUCCAGUUUGCUGACCACUCUGUGAAGAGACCGUAUGGGAUAGUAGAAGAUGUGCUAGUAAAGAUCGACAAGAUGUUCUAUUUUUUCUUUGAAUCAAGAAAUGGUGCUAAGGAUGCACCAGUUGUGAUAUGGUUGACUGGAGGUCCAGGUUGUGCAAGUGAAUUAGCUUUGUUUUAUGAGAAUGGACCUUUCAAAAUUAACAAUGAUUUGUCUCUUUCAUGGAAUGAAUAUGGUUGGGACAAGGGAUCAAAUAUUAUUUUUGUUGAUCAACCCAUUGGGACAGGUUUCAGCUACAGUUCUGAUGAAAAUGAUAUUCCUACGGAUGAAGCUGGUGUUAGCAAUGAUUUGUACACUUUCUUGCAGGCAUUUUUCAAGGAACACCCUCAAUUCGUUAAGAAUGAGUUUUAUAUUACCGGAGAAUCAUAUGCUGGACAUUAUAUUCCAGCUCUCGCAUCCCGGGUUCACAAAGGAAACAAAAACAAAGAAGGAAUUAUUAUAAACUUCAAGGGUUUAGCUAUUGGUAAUGGAUUGACCAACCCAAGAAUUCAAUAUCAAGCAUACACUCAAUUUGCACUUGAUAACAAAUUGAUUACAAAGGAAGAUAAAGCUGAUAUCGACAAAUUGGUCCCAUCUUGUCUGGAUGCCACAAAAACUUGCGAGAAUGAAGGUGGAGAUAGUUGCAAUAUAGCCGCAGAUGAAUGUGAACAGAUAUUUUCCAGCAUUCUUUCCGUUGCAGGCAAUGUUAAUUACUAUGACAUCAGAAAGAAAUGCGAGGGAUCGUUGUGUUAUGAUUUCUCAAAUGUGGAGACACUUUUAAAUAAGAAGACAGUUAGGGAUGCUUUAGGCGUUGGGGACAUAGAGUUUGUUUCAUGCAGCAAUGAAGUGCAUAGAGCUUUGAAUCAAGAUUUGAUGAAAAACUAUGAAGGGGAUAUUCCACCACUUCUUGAGGAUGGAAUCAAGGUUCUUAUAUAUGUUGGAGAAUUUGAUCUUAUUUGCAAUUGGCUUGGUGAGUGAUAUAUCAUAUAAUUA
Messenger RNA from Lathyrus oleraceus (garden pea), 1200 nucleotides. RefSeq names its product serine carboxypeptidase-like 48. Gene Ontology annotation, cellular component: vacuole. Gene Ontology annotation, biological process: proteolysis. The transcript is spliced from 7 exons. NCBI's taxonomy places the organism in Eukaryota, Viridiplantae, Streptophyta, Magnoliopsida, Fabales, Fabaceae. The coding region runs from base 1 to 1185 and encodes 394 amino acids. The record is from RefSeq and is a predicted model, not a curated record. Gene Ontology annotation, molecular function: serine-type carboxypeptidase activity.